AUGCCUUCGGAGGAGUUUAUACGAGGGAUGUUGUAUUUAUCCCUGACUGUGGUGGGCAUCCCUGGCAACACGGCCAUCAUCCUGGCGUUCGUCUCUGUUUUGCACUGGGACAACCGCCUCCUCGCUGCUGAUGUUAUCGUGCUACACCUUGCGUUCGUCAACCUGUUAGUGGUCACCAUGCGCUGCCUGCUGGAGACGCUGGCGUCUUUCCGCCUGGUCGACAUCUUCAGCGAGGCCGGCUGCAAAGGUGUCAUCUUCAUCUACCGAACAGCGCGCUCGCUGUCCAUUUGGCUCACCUUCGUCCUGAGCGCCUACCAGUGCCUGAGCAUCGCCCCUCCCGGGUCACGAUGGUCGUCCUUGCGGACCUCGCUGGCUCGCUAUUUGUGGGUGGUGUUUCUCACCCUCUGGCUGGUCAAUACAUGCAUGUCCUCAGCCGCUGCUCUCUUCUCCCUUGGCGCCAAGAAUGUGUCCAUGUCUGCCAACCACGGCAUCAAUGUGCAGUUCUGCUUUGUCAGCUUCCCCUCCAAGCUCUCCAAAGAGGCCAACGGGGCAGCCCAGGUAGGCAGAGAUGUGGUGCCCAUGGUGCUCAUGACACUCGCCAGCCUCAUCAUCCUGAUCUUCCUUUACAAGCACAGCCAGCAGGUCAAGGGCCUUCGUGGUAGCAGCGGAGGAAGACACGGUGGCGGUCGUGGCUCGGAGCGGCGGGCGGCCAAAGCCGUGGUGGCUCUUGUGACUUUAUACGUGGUUCUCUACGGAGUGGACAAUGGGCUUUGGGUGUACACCCUCACGGUGAGGAAAACCAUGAGCAACUCGCUCAUCUCCGACCUGCGUAUAUUCUUCUCCUCACUCUACUCUGCACUGAGCCCCCUCGUCAUCAUCGCGUCCAACAGGAAGGUGAACGGCAGGCUCAGGUGUGCCGUGCAGGUCAAAACCAUCGAGGAGCAAGCGACCACUCCCGCCACUGUUUAGUGACCAGAAUAUUGUUAUCUACAGUACAUAGAGUAUGAAUCUGUCACACAGAG
Messenger RNA from Dunckerocampus dactyliophorus (ringed pipefish), 1022 nucleotides. Its product is annotated as olfactory receptor class A-like protein 1. Gene Ontology annotation, biological process: G protein-coupled receptor signaling pathway. Gene Ontology annotation, molecular function: pheromone receptor activity. Gene Ontology annotation, cellular component: membrane. Lineage: Eukaryota; Metazoa; Chordata; Actinopteri; Syngnathiformes; Syngnathidae. Bases 1 to 969 code for a protein of 322 amino acids. The record is from RefSeq and is a predicted model, not a curated record. The transcript has a single exon.